Ilex paraguariensis (yerba mate) is the source of this 1812-nucleotide messenger RNA. Lineage: Eukaryota; Viridiplantae; Streptophyta; Magnoliopsida; Aquifoliales; Aquifoliaceae. The record is from the annotation of a GenBank genome assembly.
AUGGUGGGGACUAGGAUAAUGCAGAGCAGGAGAGAUUUUUCCAUGCUUCAGAAGGUGCUGAUGUGCAUUACAGUUUUUCCUCUCUUCAAUAGUACAGUCUGCAAAGCAGGUGAGUUAUCGGAAUCUGGAUCUUUAUUCAGUUUCAUUCGAGCUGUUGAUCCCAAAAACGCUCUAGGGAUUGAAUGGAAUGGAUUCAUCCCACAUCCCUGCUCAAAUCAUUGGAAGAGCAUUAAAUGCAGUUUAGGUGCCACCACAAUUACAGAGGUACGGCUUGAAAAUUUAAGCCUUUGUGGGAUCAUUGAUGCAAAAUCCCUUUGCAAGCUCCCAAAGUUGCGACAUCUUAGUUUAGCCAAAAACCAAAUCCAUGGAAGUAUUCCUGAUUCAAUAUCGAAAUGCACAAGCCUGAAACAUUUAGAUCUAAGCAACAAUUUGUUAAAUGGGACAGUACCUGUGGCUCUUACUAAGCUGAAGAAUCUCAGGAGGUUGGACAUCUCUAACAAUCAUUUUAGCAAGGUUGCCCAAUAUCCCAAACAGGAAUCCAGACUUCCCAACAGCUAUGCCACGAAUUCAAGUGCACUACAAUCAAACGCAAGCAAUAAAGCCAAAAACAUCACGGUUGCACCCAGUCCACAGUUAGAUGUCUACGGGCAUGAGCAAAGACAUCAUAAAGCACAUGAAAAGUGGAAAUCAUGGAUGCCUGUAGUUUUUGGCAUUGCAUUCUUCGUGGUGCUAAUAUUUUUUGUGAACAUGAAGGCUGCUAAAUUGGCAAACGAUAAGGAGAUUCUAAAGGCCCUUGCUCAUUCUCCUCUGAAAUCCCCUCCAACCAAGACCACAGAUGAAGUCAAGCCGGAAGAAAGAUGCUCAGACCUUGUCUUCUUUGUUGGAGAGGAGGAGAGGUUUAAAAAGGAAGAUCUUCUUGAAGCAGCAGCCGACUUGAAAAGCCAGGGUUUUUUUGGCAGUCUUUACAAGGUACAACUCAAUAAUAAUGCCCUUUUUGCUGUCAAGAGAUUGAAGAAAUUGCAGGUAUCCUUUGAGGAGUUUGGCCAGACAAUGAGAAGGAUAGGGAACUUGAAGCAUCGAAAUAUUCUUCCUCUCGUUGGUUACAAUUCUACUGAUGAGGAAAAACUUCUGAUCUACAAAUAUCAGAGGAAUGGAAGCCUGCUAACCCUGUUAGAGAACUACAUUAACGGUAAGAGGGAUUUCCCCUGGAAACUUCGGCUGUCCAUAGCAAUUGGAAUUGCAAGGGGCUUGGACUUCAUAUAUCAGAAGUGUGGUGACUGGGAUAUCAUUCCCCAUGGGAACAUUAAGCUCUCAAAUAUCCUGUUGAACGAAAAUGAGGAACCGCUAAUAAGUGAAUAUGGAUACUUGAAAUUUUUCGAUCCCAUGACAGCUUGCCUCUUUAACUCGAAUGGAUACACCGCCCCAGAGAAAAUUUUAUCAGAAAAGGCUGAUGUCUUCAGCUUCGGAGUAAUUCUGUUGGAGUUGCUAACUGGAAAACUGGUAGAAAAGAGUGGACUAGACCUUCCAAAGUGGGUCAGGUCCAUGGUAAGGGAGGAAUGGACUGGAGAGGUAUUCGAUGGGGAGAUUGCCAAGGUCGAAAUGUAUGCUUUUCCUCUGCUGAAUAUUUCACUGAAAUGUGUAGCAGAUUUUCCCCAGGAACGACCAACCGUUGCUGAGGUUCUGGAAAAGAUAGAGGAGGUUGUAAACGAGCAGGAAGACCUUUCCACUCCUAUGACUUCUACUGAAUCCAAUCCACAAGAUUGUUGUUCACUUCACUAUAACAUGCCAGAGACCCCUGGAUCAAAACAGUGA